Molecule: messenger RNA, 1743 nt
Organism: Varanus komodoensis (Komodo dragon)
Lineage: Eukaryota; Metazoa; Chordata; Lepidosauria; Squamata; Varanidae
Gene: SYN3
Product: synapsin III
Exons: 14
Coding region: 1-1743 (580 amino acids)
Biological process (GO): neurotransmitter secretion
Cellular component (GO): synaptic vesicle membrane; synaptic vesicle
Molecular function (GO): ATP binding
Source: RefSeq, a predicted model, not a curated record
AUGAAUUUCCUGAGGAGGCGCCUCUCAGACAGUAGCUUUGUGGCCAACUUGCCAAAUGGCUACAUGAUGGACCUUCAGCGUGCGGAUAAUUCCACCAGCAGCCCCGUUUCCCCAGCAACAGAGAGGAGGCCACCACCUGCCCAGCAACCGGCUCCUCUUUCUUCUGGAACCAGCAUCUUCAGUUCCAUCUCCAGUGCCAUGAAGCAAACCACACAAGCGGCUGCAGGGCUGAUUGAGCACUCACCAAGCCCUGCCCCUGUCACCCAGCAGAAGCCCCAGAACCUCUUGGUAAUCGAUGAUCCACACACAGACUGGGCUAAGUAUUUUCAAGGAAAGAAGGUGAAUGGGGAAUAUGAAAUCCGAGUGGAACAGGCAGAGUUUUCUGAGCUGAACUUGGCUGCUUACGUAACUGCUGGCUGUAUGGUGGACAUGCAGGUUGUAAGGAACGGCACCAAAGUGGUCAGAUCCUUCAAGCCUGACUUUGUUCUCAUCCGGCAGCAUGCUUACAGCAUGGCUCUAGGAGAGGACUUUCGCAGCCUGGUCAUCGGGCUCCAGUAUGGCGGAGUCCACAGCGUCAAUUCGCUUUUCUCCAUCUACAAUUUCUGCAGCAAGCCCUGGGUGUUUUCUCAGCUCAUUAAGAUUUUCAACUCUUUGGGUCCUGAGAAGUUCCCUCUUGUAGAGCAAACAUUCUUCCCAAGCCAUAAGCAGAUGCUCACAACUCCAGCUUUCCCAGUUGUCGUCAAGCUAGGACAUGCUCACGCUGGGAUGGGGAAGGUGAAAGUUGAGAACCAGCAUGACUUCCAAGACAUUGCCAGUGUGGUAGCCAUGGCCAAAACAUAUGUCACGACGGAGACUUUCAUUGACUCCAAAUACGAUAUCCGAAUCCAGAAAAUCGGCAACAAUUACAAAGCGUACAUGAGGACAUCGAUCUCUGGAAACUGGAAGGCAAAUACAGGUUCUGCCAUGUUGGAGCAGAUCGCUAUGACUGAGAGGUAUCGGGUCUGGGCAGACUCUGUUGCUGAGAUGUUUGGCGGCCUCGACAUUUGUGCGGUCAAAGCUGUCCACAGCAAGGAUGGGAAAGAUUACAUCAUUGAGGUGAUGGACAGCUCAAUGCCUCUGAUAGGGGAGCACGUGGAAGAAGACAGGCAACUAAUAGCAGAUUUGGUUGUCUCCAGAAUGGCACAGGCCCUUGCAGCUGGGGGUUCUUCCCCUUCCCCUCUAAGACCUUGGGGGCCCCAGUCAAUGAAAUCACAGAUGCAGUGCCAGCUAGGACCCCAACUUGGACAGCUUUCGCAGCCUCGACCACCUCCUCAAGGGGGCCCACGCCAGCCUCAGGGGGCCCAGCCUGCACGGACAGGAGCUCCACCCCAGCAGAGGCUGUCUCCACAGGGUCAGCAGCCACUGAGCCCCCAACCCACCUCCCCACAGCAGAGGUCUCCUGGAUCUCCCCAACAGACGAGAUCAUCUGCUGGAAGCUCACCAAGCCAGACUUCCAAGCCGGCCACCUUUCCCCCACAGCAACCUAGACCUCCAGCGCAAGGUUGGGGUCCUGGACAGCAAGGCUCCAGUGAAUCAUCAAAGCAGCAGGGCCCUCCACAUCCUCACCUGAACAAAUCACAGUCCCUGACAAACACAUUCAGCCUCUCAGAAUCAUCACAGCGGGGAAAUGCCAAUGAAGACGAGGCAAAAGCUGAAACUAUCCGCAACCUGAGGAAGUCCUUUGCUAGCCUGUUUUCUGAUUAA